Sitophilus oryzae (rice weevil) is the source of this 2016-nucleotide messenger RNA. RefSeq names its product mRNA export factor (gene Rae1). NCBI's taxonomy places the organism in Eukaryota, Metazoa, Arthropoda, Insecta, Coleoptera, Curculionidae. The record is from RefSeq and is a predicted model, not a curated record. Gene Ontology annotation, cellular component: nuclear pore. Gene Ontology annotation, biological process: transcription-dependent tethering of RNA polymerase II gene DNA at nuclear periphery; RNA export from nucleus. The transcript is spliced from 2 exons. Gene Ontology annotation, molecular function: ubiquitin binding; RNA binding. The coding region runs from base 94 to 1170 and encodes 358 amino acids.
CAAGGUUUUCAAUGUUGUCAUUUUUUUCGCGUUCUUCUAUGUGUGUUUUUGCGGUUAAAGAAUAGCAUUUUAAAUUAAAAAAAAACAAUAAUAAUGUUUAAUCAAAGUGCAUUGGGUGGUUUUGGGACCACGGUAACACCAUCAAAUUCUAACCCAAUGAAGGACUACGAGGUGGUACAACCACCCGACGACUCCAUCAGUUCUUUGGCAUUUUCACCGUCGUCGAUGCCCCAAAAUUUCCUCAUUGCCGGGAGCUGGGACAAUAACGUGCGGUGCUGGGAGAUCGAGCAAAACGGAACCAGCAUCCCAAAGUCGAUGCAGUCCUGCGGGGCCCCGGUUUUAGAUGUAGCCUGGCACGAUGAUGGUAGCAAGGUUUUUAUGGCGGGAUGCGACAAGCAAGCCAAAAUGUGGGAUUUAGCCAGUAACCAAGUGGUUCAAGUUGCAGUCCAUGAUGCACCUAUUAAAACCUGUCACUGGAUCAAGGCUCCGAAUUAUUCGUGCCUAAUGACCGGAUCCUGGGAUAAAACUCUCAAGUUUUGGGAUACGCGUAGUGCCACGCCGAUGUUAAGCCUCAAUUUGCCAGAGAGAUGCUAUUGUGCCGAUGUGGAUUUCCCUAUGGCAGUAGUCGGAACGGCUGGAAGACAAAUUAUUGUGUACCAGCUCGAAGGAAAGCCUCAGGAGUUUAAAAAACUGGACAGCCCGCUCAAAUAUCAACAUAGAUGUGUGGCAAUUUUCAAAGACAAGAAAAAAUCUCCUACAGGAUACGCUCUGGGUUCCGUUGAAGGAAGAGUAGCCAUCCAAUACGUAAAUCCGACAAAUCCCAAAGACAACUUCACCUUUAAGUGUCACAGAUCAAACGGUGCCCCCAAUGGUUACCAAGAUAUCUAUGCGGUUAAUGAUAUAGCAUUUCAUCCGGUUCAUGGUACUUUAGCCACAGUGGGAGCGGAUGGUUCCUUCAGUUUUUGGGAUAAGGAUGCCCGCACCAAACUGAAGGCUUCCGAGCUGAUGGAACAGUCUAUAACUAGAUGCGCGUUCAAUCAUAACGGCCAGAUUUUUGCCUACGCUGUUAGUUACGAUUGGAGCAAGGGACAUGAGUUUUAUAAUAGUCAGAAGAAGAACUACAUUUUUCUUAGGUCAUGUUAUGAAGAGUUGAAACCAAGAACGUCUUAGAUGUUCUACAUUUAGUAUUUAAGGUAAAAUUAAGUUUUGGUAAGGUUAUAUAUGUAUAGGCUUGGUGCAUUCUCUGCCAGCAUAAUCGGAGAAUACUCAGCUUAUUAUUAGUAUUUCAGCUAUAACAAAAACUUUCAAAAGUACAUAAUAAUAAUUUUAGAAGAUGUUAGUAGCUAUAUGCUUAUUUAAUUUUUCAGUUAUGUAACGGGCACUUAGUUUACUCACCUGUUUUGUCGAACUGCUUGGAUCCAUUUUUGCCUUUGAUCAAAUCGAUGUGAGAAGCUGUGAAGCUAUAUAUAUAUUGAAUAUCUGGGAAAAUGGAGUUACUGAAUGUUACUGCACCCAACAACCACGUAAUUACGCCCUAAUUUACGUGUUAAUAUUCCUCACAACACAACGCGACGCCACGCCAAGUUCGUGUUCUUUUUCACUACCUUUUACUACCCGCGGAUCAGCUUUACUUCACACAAACCUACUACCCGAGUGUUUUAUAGUUUCAAUAACAGCACUAGCAAACAUUAAAAUACUUAAAUAUUAUGAGAAAACGACGAUUUUAAUAUUAUUUCAACGCGAUCGGCAUAAACGGUAAAUGCAUAGAAAACAAGUGAACAUCAAGUAAAAUACUUUAGUCGGGCACAGCACCCUAGGACUAGGAAAUACUGCGGUCGGAAUUUUUAAAAUCAACUGAACGCACCAAGUCUAACUUAUUUGUUUUUAAACAAUUUGUUUGCCCAAUAAUAUGCAUUUAAAUUACACAAAUUAUACAGUGUAUUACGUUGUAAAUGUAUUUUUUACUUUAUUCUUAAAUACGUUUAAAAAAAUAAAAUAAACGAAUUUAAAGAAAAA